ACGGAAGCGGAACGAUCGGAGCGGCGAUCUAAACUAAAAUAUGGGUUCUUACGCUGGCCAUGUUCUUCCAGGGUCUAUUUUCAUAAUAUUUGGCCUAUGGUGGUGGUUUAACAUCCUUGCUAAGAUUGCGAAAGCCCAACUAAAUUAUUUCAAAAGACGUUCCCUUGCGCAGCAAGGGCGCACAGAGAAAUUUGACUUCGAACUCGACUUUGAAUCUUCUGUGUGGAUGAAAGUUCCUCUGCCAUGUCUAAGAGAUUUCCCCGCCGAGCCUUGUUUGAAAGUUAUAGGAUGCACUGUAGGAAUCAUUGCGGAGCUGUCGAGAGGCGAAUGGAGCCUUCUAGACAGUCAUGGGCAUUUUUCGCACCUAAACAACUUCGGUCACGCGACAAUGUAUGGUAGUUUUCUGUUGGCUGCCAUGGCUGAAAUUCUUCGCCAUUACAACAUCUUAUUUUUGCCUCCAACAACAGAUUAUGUUAUGUUUUCUAUGGCUUUUUUCCUGGUCGGGGAGUUGUUUUAUUUCCACAUCGAAGGUCGCAACGAUCUAGAACAAAAGGUACAUAUUCCGCUGUACACCGUCGCAUUUUCCAUUGCUUUUAUCAUAAUGCUGGAAGCGUGGCAACGCAAGAGUCUUAUCUUGUGUAUGGUGCGUUCAUUUCUCGUCGUUCUUCUUGGUGCCUGGUUCUUUCAGGUCGCUCAUGUGUUGUACGGGUCUCAUCCUUGGCAAGAUAUAAGUUCAAACCACGCAUUCGUCGCGAUUGUUUUUUCGUGGCACAUACUGGGCUUGCUGGCGUUUUUACUCGUCAAUCUUGUUGUAAUCGGGGUCGUAAUGUUUGCGUUCAGAAAAGCAACAGGAUGGUCGGUAGUCCUUAACCCUUCAGGAUGUCAAGAGAAAAGCGAACUUCACAGUUUGAUGAAUACAGAACAUGAUAACGAAGACGCGUAGACUUGUUAAAACUGAACAUCAAGCGGACGUUGUCGAUCAACUGAAAUUCCAUUGUUAUCAAUAUCAAUUAUCAAUUUUCAUACGAUUGUCAAUUUAUUUUUUCAGCUAAAAAAAAGGAGGUUAAUUAGAACAAAUUAAGGAGCCUCGAUCUAGUAGCAAAUAGAGAUACAGAAACUUUGAGGGUUUUCCUUUAAAGACCGAAUGCUGAUAAAUUGUUAAUUAUAUAAAUUAUGGAAAAACUCUUACGGGAACUGAAACUUUAUAAAACGUAACGAUAUAUGCCUCAAUUUUGUCUUCGAUAAACCUCAUGGCUUACGUGACAUACCAAAAUAUUAACACUAGAGAGUUUUAGAUCCACGUUUGGUGUGUUCACCUAAACGUCAAACCGUGGUCAGUAAUUUUUGGUUAGAAGUUAGAAAGUUUCGAGACUUUCAGCAUUUUAGAUCAGUGCCGCCAUCUUGAAUUACACAAAGGAUGGGGGUCUUGCAUUUCAAACACAAAAUGUGGCUAAAUUUGUUAUAAAGAAAAGACUUCAAUUUACAUAUAUUUAUAGGACAUACAUCAAACUUUCGAAUAGGAAGAAAAAAAGCGCCCAAGGAGUUCAACAACCUGAAACUGCCUUGCCCGAAAAUCGAACGUGGACGGCAAACGGCGAACGUGACCGCUAGAGUCCGGUUACGUGACUCUUAGACGUAUUCAGCCUCCUACUGUGAGAAGACAAAUAACCAUGAAACACAUUAAUAAAUAAAUGAAGAGAUGAAUAGAUUUAUUUCACUCUUCCAGUUCUAAAAAAGGAAAAACAUGAAGCCGUAGUUUUAUCGAUAUGAAAUGUCGCUUUCGCAACAGUAUGGUGUAAGGAAUGGGUUGUUUAUAUUAACUUAUACUCUGCUGGUAUGUUAAAUGAUAUUUCCGUCGGUGCUGCGGCGGGUUUUGGUGUGCAUACAUUUUUACCGUUUUUAUCGGCAAAGAAUUUUAAAAAUUAAAAUGACAUCUUUUAAACUCAAA
Molecule: messenger RNA, 1948 nt
Organism: Pocillopora verrucosa
Lineage: Eukaryota; Metazoa; Cnidaria; Anthozoa; Scleractinia; Pocilloporidae
Product: transmembrane protein 45B-like
Source: RefSeq, a predicted model, not a curated record